This is a messenger RNA of Hippocampus comes (tiger tail seahorse), 325 nucleotides long. RefSeq names its product sulfate anion transporter 1-like. Lineage: Eukaryota; Metazoa; Chordata; Actinopteri; Syngnathiformes; Syngnathidae. The transcript is spliced from 2 exons. The annotation marks the transcript as partial. The record is from RefSeq and is a predicted model, not a curated record. Gene Ontology annotation, cellular component: membrane. Gene Ontology annotation, molecular function: secondary active sulfate transmembrane transporter activity. Gene Ontology annotation, biological process: sulfate transmembrane transport.
GCUGCUCCAUGCCCCGAGUACGCUCCACCUUGUCCGGCUUCUUCCCCGUUGUGCGCUGGCUGCCCAAGUACAAACUGCGAGAGUACGUGUGGGGGGACGCCAUGUCCGGCUUGAUCGUGGGAAUCAUUUUGGUACCGCAGGCCAUUGCCUACUGCCUGCUGGCUGGAGUCGAGCCCAUCUAUGGAUUGUACACAUCAUUUUAUGCCAAUAUCAUUUACUUCCUCAUGGGGACAUCCAGACAUGUUUCCGUUGGAAUCUUUAGCCUGAUGAGUCUCAUGGUUGGACAGGUGGUCGACAGAGAAGUGUUCCGAGCUGGUUUUGACCU